This is a messenger RNA of Danio aesculapii, 3199 nucleotides long. RefSeq lists its product as uncharacterized. Gene Ontology annotation, biological process: proteolysis. Gene Ontology annotation, molecular function: aspartic-type endopeptidase activity. The record is from RefSeq and is a predicted model, not a curated record. The coding region runs from base 1 to 3186 and encodes 1061 amino acids. The transcript is spliced from 2 exons. NCBI's taxonomy places the organism in Eukaryota, Metazoa, Chordata, Actinopteri, Cypriniformes, Danionidae.
AUGGAAGAAAACCAGGAUGCCUCAGCUGCUUGUGCUGGACCCAGCCGUGAUGUGGACAGUGGUGAGGCUGCAGGUCAUGUUGAAGGUAAUCCUGUAGCACAACUGCAGUCACAAAUUCAUGAACUAGGUCAAAGACAUAAUGAAGUGAUGGCUACCCUUGUUAAUAUGAGUAAUGCUAAUACUAGGUCGUAUGUCUAUAUUCCAAGGGAGCGUCAGAUUGUACCCUUCAGUGGUAAUUAUGUGAAAGAUGGUCAGUCUGUUGAUGAAUUUAUUGAUGAGGUUGAACGUGUAAUACGGGUGAGGGGCUUGAACACUGAUGACCAGGUGGAUUUCAUACUUUCUCAUUUAAGAGGGUCCGCUUUAGAUGAAGUCAAACUGCGAAUGGGGGGAGAAACUACACAACCCAGUGAUCUGUUCUCAUACUUGCGUGGGGCUUUUAGGGAGAAACGAACAAUUCCUCAGUUGUUGCAUGCUUUUUAUGCCCGCAGACAGUCAGAGGGUGAAGAUUUUCGUGACUUUUCCCAUUCUCUCUCUCAGCUUCUUAGCUCCGCCAUCCAACAAUCCCCUAAUGCUGUGUCUCAACCCCAACUCACUUUAAGAGAUCAGUUUGUCGAAGGUAUCCGUGAUUCACAUCUCCGUAGAGAGCUGCGCAAGCUCGUCAGAGAAAAGCCCCAGUCCACCUUGUUUGAAGUCCGGAAAGAGGCAUUGAUGUGGGUUUCAGAGGACAGACCCCGUGGUGCUAGUGUGGCCAGAAGUCAUAAUAUUGUGAGUACAUGCUCUGAGGUGCCAGAAUGCUCAACUUCAGGUGGUGCAGUUCAAACUGAUAUUGCAGUUGCCUUACAGGAGGUAGUGAAAAUAAUCACCCAGCAGGGAAAAGCGAUUGGAGAACUCACUAAUGCAGUCCGGGAACUCACAGUACAGAAAGCCAGUUCUAGUUUCCAGGAACCAGUCCACUACUGCCCCAAGCUCUGCGGUGCAGGGAAACGGAGCUCCUCCAUUGCUUUGAGUCGAGCAAUGCGGGGAAAACCAGAAGGCUCAAGAUGCAGCACAUUAACAAAAGAACGUUUCUUGGAACGUGCAGUUGGCAAGUGUCCAGAGGUGGAUAUCCACAUUGGAGGUGUCCCAGUUAGAUGUCUGUUAGACACAGGAAGCAAUGUGAGUACCCUCACUGAAAGUUUCUUUAGAGAAAACCUUCAUGGAGAAGACAAGGACCUUCACUGCACUUCCGGGUGGCUAAGAAUUACUGCUGCAAACAAGCUACCACUGCCAUACUUAGGCUAUGUCGAAUUGGAUAUCAAAGUGAUGGGGCUAAUUAUACCUGAGUAUGGGUUUCUGAUUGUGAGAGAUAGGGACACCGCUGAUUUAACACCACCUGGUAUCAUAGGCAUGAAUAUCACCCAGAGAUGCAGGGAGUUUGCACUGACUGAGUUUGACACAACUUUAGGAGGAAAAUUGGACUCGGUGUGGAGGGAAGCUUUCAGUCGUGUGCAGGAAGUCGAGUCAGCAAAAGCAACGUCCGUAGCAAGAGUUAGCGGUAGGGGCAAAACCCAUAUACCAGCAGCCUCUGCAGCCACAGUUUAUGCCAGAGUAAACAAGAAGGUGACUCACACCAAUGCUUGGCUGCUGCUGGAACCAGGAAAUUCACCAUUACCAGGUGGAUUGAUUCUUAUGCCCACCUUAGUGUCGCCUCGAAGUCACGUGUUUCCAGUUCAAGUAAUCAACUUUUCCCAGGAAGAUGUUUGGCUGCCUCCUAAAGUUCAACUUGGUAUACUUACCCACUGUCAAUGUGCGGAAAGUGACAUUUGUGAUGUGAAAUUCCAGCGCAUCUCUGCUGACCAUGAAGAAGUGAGAAUUGACGAGAAAGAAGAGCCACUGUCUGAUUCUGAUCUGAGUAACCUGUUAAGUAGGCUGCAUAUGGGAGGGACUCCUGAACAGCAAACAGAGCUGGGUGUACUUCUUAUGCGACAUGCAGAUGUGUUUGCGGUUCAUGAUGAAGACCUGGGAUUUACAGAUCGGGUAAAGCAUGAGAUCCACUUGACAGAUGAUACUCCCAUUGCUCAGCCAUAUCGCAGGUUACCUCCAACUCAGUUUGAAGAGGUCAAACAGCACAUCUCAGGUUUGCUUCGUAAAGGGGUUAUACAGGAAAGCUCAAGUCCAUAUGCAUCACUCAUCGUUCUGGUGCGCAAGUCUGAUGGAAGUCUAAGGCUGUGUGUCGAUUACAGGAGGUUGAACUCCAAGACUAGACGUGAUGCUUUCCCAUUGCCGCGCAUCGACGAGAGCUUGGAUGCGUUGAGUGGAGCACAAGUAUUCUCGACUAUAGACCUGGCUAGUGGUUACCAUCAAGUAGCAGUUGAUGAAAAAGACAGACCUAAAACGGCUUUUACUACACCAUUUGGCCUUUUUGAGUACCGUCGCAUGCCCUUCGGGCUAUGUAAUGCGCCCGCAACAUUUCAACGGCUAAUGCAAGCCACCAUGAGUGACUUGGUGUUUCAGAUUGUGCUUAUUUACUUGGAUGACUUGCUGGUGUAUUCCUCCACCUUUCAUGACCACUUGGUGCGUCUGGAAACAGUGUUUAGGAGGUUAAGAGAAACUGGGCUGAAAAUAAAAAUAGAAAAGUGUAAUUUUCUUCAACCAGAAGUGAAAUUUCUUGGCCAUCAAGUUUCUGCCCAGGGUGUGAGUACAGAUCCUGACAAAAUAAGUGCAGUUCGGGAGUGGCCUGUCCCUAGCACUCUCAAGGAACUCAGAUCAUUCUUGGGGUUCUGUAGCUAUUACAGGAGAUUUAUUGAAGGGUUCUCUCAGAUAGCUGGACCGUUGCAUGAUGUUGUGAACGUGUGCCUCAGAGAGACAAGUUCCAUUAAGGCAGCUCAGGUGUAUAGGAGCUCUUGGACAUCCCAAUGUCAAACAGCAUUUGCAAAUCUUAAAGACAAACUCACAAGUGCACCAACACUAGGGUAUGCUGAUUUCACACUUCCCUUUGUGAUAAAGACAGACGCAAGCAAUCUGGGGCUAGGAGCAGUCUUGUACCAACAUCAAAAUGGCAAGAAGACUGUAAUCGCAUAUGCUAGCAGGAGGCUGAGGGGUGCUGAGAAGAACGACCAAAAUUAUAGCAGUAUGAAGCUGGAGCUGUUAGCACUUAAGUGGGCAGUCACUGAAAAGUUCAGAAGUUACCGCUGGGGUCCAAAUUAACCAUCAUAACAGA